This is a messenger RNA of Rhincodon typus (whale shark), 1741 nucleotides long. It is a transcript of the gene slc9a6a, whose product is annotated as solute carrier family 9 member A6a. Gene Ontology annotation, cellular component: membrane; recycling endosome. Gene Ontology annotation, biological process: regulation of pH; proton transmembrane transport; sodium ion transport. The record is from RefSeq and is a predicted model, not a curated record. NCBI's taxonomy places the organism in Eukaryota, Metazoa, Chordata, Chondrichthyes, Orectolobiformes, Rhincodontidae. The coding region runs from base 1 to 1470 and encodes 489 amino acids. Gene Ontology annotation, molecular function: sodium:proton antiporter activity. The transcript has 13 exons.
AUGGAGCGUAAUUGCGGACACCAAGAUGUGACUGUGCUCGCAAUAUUCAACGAGCUGCAGGCUGAUGUGGAUCUAUACGCGCUGCUGUUUGGGGAAAGUGUUCUCAAUGAUGCUGUUGCCAUUGUCCUGUCUUCAUCGAUUGUGGCCUAUCAGCCUGAAGGAGUUAAUGCUCACAACUUUGAUGUGGCUGCCAUGUUCAAGUCAUUUGGAUUAUUUCUUGGAAUAUUCAGUGGAUCAUUUGCUCUGGGAUCAGCCACUGGCAUGGUUACUGCCCUGGUUACAAAAUUCACCAGACUCCGAGAUUUUCAGUUGCUGGAGACAGCCCUUUUUUUCCUGAUGUCAUGGAGUACCUUCCUAUUGGCUGAAGCAUGUGGUUUCACAGGCGUGGUGGCUGUCCUGUUCUGUGGGAUCACUCAAGCUCACUACACUUACAACAACCUCUCUCCGGAAUCGAAGCUCCGCACUAAACAGUUGUUUGAGCUCCUCAAUUUCUUAGCAGAAAAUUUCAUCUUUUCCUACAUGGGGUUGGCACUGUUUACCUUCGAAAGCCAUGUCUUCAAUCCCAUCUUCAUCAUUACAGCCUUUCUUGCUGUAUUCCUCGGCAGAGCUGCUAACAUUUACCCACUAUCCUUUCUCCUGAACCUGGGCCGAAGGAACAAGAUUGGGUCCAAUCUGCAGCACAUGAUGAUGUUUGCUGGUUUGAGGGGGGCAAUGGCGUUUGCAUUGGCCAUUCGAGACACUGCGACCUAUGCACGUCAAAUGAUGUUCAGUACCACUCUCCUCAUUGUCUUCUUCACUGUCUGGGUCUUCGGUGGAGGAACAACACCAAUGUUAUCCUGGCUUCAAAUCAGAGUAAAGAAGGAUAUCCUGUUUCUACUAGUUGGUACAUCAGUAACUGGGGAUCACAAUUUCAAUAUUGUCAACAAGACAACCAGGACAAAUGCAUACCCAGUCGAACAUGUCAGUCCAGCUGACCUGGGAGUCAGUCUGGUGAAGGUUGGUCCAGAAGGGGAGAGAAGGAACACUAAAGCCGAGAGUGCCUGGCUGUUCCAGCUGUGGUACACAUUCGAUCACAAUUAUUUGAAGCCAAUAUUAACACACAGUGGCCCCCCCCUCACCAGCACGUUGCCCAGCUGCUGUGGCCCAGUUGCCAGGCUCCUGACCAGCCCCCUGGCCUAUGAGAACCAGGAGCAGCUGAAGGAUGAUGAUGAUUCUGAGCUGAUUCUAAACGAUGGUGAUAUCAGUUUGUCAUUUGGAGACUCAACCUUGGUUACGACUGACUCCAGCUACAACAGUAGUUCUGAUCACAGGAACCUCACUCAGAGUCUGGAAGAUGCUCAGGAACAGGAUCAGGCCUGUGGAGGGCAUGAGCUGGUGAUUCGAGGGUCUCACCUGGUCGUCCCAGUGAAAGAUACUGAACCUACCCUGAAUCUAAAGCUGACUGAGAACUCAGGGCCUCAGCUGCUGUAAGCUGCCAAUCAGUGUUUCAUUGAUCCUGUGUGUAACUUCUGCCUCGAUCUAUAUCGUCUGCUCUGCUGUGAUUGCACCAUUCACUUCAAAUAUUCUCCAGAUUUGUAAGGGCUGCUGUUUAAUCUACUUUGAGUUCUGGUGAAGGAUUGAACAUUACUCAUAAGCAGAGAUGAUUUGCUGUAUUUAUUGAUAUGAAUCAGUUAUAUUUAAGACAUACUGGGUGUCCAUUCAGUUCCUUAUUAAAUAAUCUGCCUUAUCACACAUAAUAUUA